Aspergillus steynii IBT 23096 is the source of this 3109-nucleotide messenger RNA. RefSeq lists its product as uncharacterized. The record is from RefSeq and is a predicted model, not a curated record. The transcript has a single exon. The coding region runs from base 243 to 3023 and encodes 926 amino acids. NCBI's taxonomy places the organism in Eukaryota, Fungi, Ascomycota, Eurotiomycetes, Eurotiales, Aspergillaceae.
AUUUUCUGCACAACCUUUUACACUGAAUAUAUCAUACCUGUGCACUUAAUCUCUGCAUUCUGUUCAAUUUCCGCGAUGCCCCUGAGCUGCAGUUUCGCAAACUGAUAGUAACAUGGAACUCCUUUGAUCGACCGUAAACAACGCGAUUCAAGAGCUUCAGCCGCCCUCCUGAAGACGAGCAUCCUUCCGAAUGACCGUAUCAAUUGACGAUAAAUCUGGCCGCCUGAAAAUCUCUCCGCGACAUGGAGGACGUACAACCGACCGCAAAAUGGGCGAACCGCAUGUUGCGCCCCUUGGCCUCCAUCUACCAUCGCUUGGAGAAACACCAUGAAAUCCAGAUCAGCGUCGCAGAUGCUAAACUCAAAGAAAGAUCCGAAUCCCGCGAUGCGAUUCCGGCCCAGCAACCAUCAAAGAGCUCCGGAGCCGAGCAAGGCUGCUCUUACUCGGACGAGGAAACGGGUGAUCCGGCCUGGAUUCCGGGGAAACGGGAGAAACGACGACUACAGCAUAAUUAUUCGAGUCGGGGACAAAGAGGAAAUGCGGCUCGACGGCGCAGCAGACUGUCAAUUCGCAGUCCGGAAUUACCAAAAACUCUCCCCGGCGCCAUCGAGAUUGCAACACCCUUGAUCACCGGCAGAGCGCGGGGCCCAUUGGAACCCUCCUCGUUCAGAAAACAAUUAUUUCGAAAUGUCGUACCCCCUGCAGACCUGGCCGCUUCGACCGGUCAUCGCAAACCGACGCGAACAAACCACUCCAAUUUCCCGGCCUACCAGGGCUCGUGGAAGCAUGUUCUCGAUUUGUCUGGAGACGCGGGCUUUGCUGAUAUUGCGCAUUUUCUAGACCGUGCAUUUAUCAAGUUCUUGCAUAGGACCCCCAUUAAUGAGCAACCUCGGGGGACUCGGUCAUUGUUGUCGAUGGCCGUGCGACGUCUCCCGGACUUUAUUACAGAAGAACAGAAAAAACAAGAUGAGUUGGAUGAAGAUGGCGAUGUGGAUAUGUGCGAUGCAUACUUCACAGAAUUAGAAGCACAUUAUGCGCCCAUGGGAUAUGGCUGGCAGCCACUCCGCGAAGCCGUGCGCGCGCAGGGUAUUCACCUCGUCUCCGAGAUGAUACAAAAGGGAUGGAUCACCAAACUGGCUGCUUGUCGACUAAUGGAAGAGUGCAUGACGCAGGGCGAAUUUGAUGCAUUUGAAUCACUCAUGUCAAAAUUUCUGACGACCAUUGGAAACUAUGAAUACCCGGUCACUUUUGAUAUACACAAGCCUGUGGGCCAUUGGGGUGGCCCGGUUCACAUCCUCUGCACUUACUACAGGCGGUCUGCAGAGAGGCGGUCGUUUGUUUUCGAGGAGCUAGCUAAACUUCUUCUACGUCGAGUGCUGCCUCCCGAGUGGAUGGUUACCGCCCAGUGGAAAAAAUGUAUAGACGGGGCCAUCACAUCCUUGUCCGCCGAGGAUGGGGACUCUGCGGCUGCCACGCGACUGAUAGAAGCCGUCGUGCUUUCAGCUGGCGCAAUAUAUCCCGCGACCAAUGCAGUACUUUCUACGAUUGAUUGUGAAAGCACUCCGCGUCGGGAGCGUUUCAGAGACACACGUGCUUCGACAACGAAUGUGACGGCAUUGCCCACGGACCAGACGCCAUGCCCCAUUCCAAUCCAAGAUGCCUUGAGCAAUCUUGUCUCAAGCCUCGUGACUGCGCUCUGUGGGAUGUGUAUCGCGCGGUCGCAAACCUCCGACGCUAGCGAAAAAGCCACCGGCGCGAAAGUUCGCAACACGGUCGGAUCGUUGGCUUUCGCCAUUCAACGCGACAUUGAGAUGAAACUGUCGCCGCAGGGAGCUCAGGGGCCGACUUUUCGAUCCCUUCGUCGGGCAUCUGUUCUGCUCGGCGACUACAUGCUGGGCUGCGGUGAAGAGUCUUCGGAGGCUGUCGGCGACUGUGCCUCUACCCCAAGACGAAAUCUUGAAUUAUUCUUUCAGUCAUUGGCUGCUCAGCAUGACACCGUCAAAGAGUUGGCGGAGCUCGUGCGGCAGGUUUUUCACUGCUGUGGGCAAGUGCGCAAAGGCGACAAGUCCCGGACACCAAGAGAGGUCCGUUCCAGAGUGUCCCAGUUGGCUCGGUCUACGAAUGGAAACGGCGUGCCUCUUCUGUUGGGCAAGGUAGCGGCAGAGACGGCCAUGGGGCUAGCGGAAACGACCCUGGACCCGGACGACCAUGUUUGGGCCAUGGAGGUUCAAGAGCAGGUCGUCACAUCCCAGCACAACCUAGAAGCGCCACGACUUGAAACGUCUAGACGGACGGGUGGUAGUGGAUUAUAUCGAUGGGAAGAUGGCAUUGGCGAAUGGGUGGCGAGCACUCCGGCGCCCAAACCCAAGGCACACGUGGACAUGAGGUCAAAACGGGUCGAGCUGCGGUCUCAGCAGCCGCCGACCAAAGCCUGUUCCACCAGUAGCACCUCUCCCAGCUCUACCAACUCCAGAAAGGCCGCAUCAAGCAUAACGUCAUCGGCGCCAUCCAUCACUACCAAGCGGACGUGGACCCCGGCAGACCGCAGCAAUCCAAGAUCCCCCAAAAGGCUUCGGUCGACCCGUCGGGAAGAAUGUGCACAAAAGACACAGGAUUCGCCCCUUCUUCCCGGGGGCCUCCUGUCUGCAUCUUUAUCUGAGUCAGAUCGCACCCCGAUAGCCGCCCGCACCAGAACUGCGCGUGCGUUGAAGGAAUUGGUCCAUGCAAAGAAUCGACCGGCAAGGGGGGUUUUCCCCGAGCCCAAUCUCACUAAGAUCGAGGUGGUGGUCGUCAACAGAAAAAGUGACCUUUCGUCGAAGGGAACCGAGCCCAUUGGUCUGCGUACCCGUUCGGCUCGCAGCAGGAUGUCUCUUCCCGGCACGAAAUUGGAGGUCGAGAACUCUUAUAAGGCAUGCACGGCACCUCCCAGCAUCCCUCUGAGACGGACACGCAGGCGGGUGUCUCGUCCUCGCACCACCAAUCCUAGUCAGGAGGAGAGUGAGGAUGAGUUGAGUUUUCUAUAACUAUGGGGCGGCUCUCUCCGACGGAUGGGAAUCCCUGCCAUCCCCCAUGACACUUAUUUUUCUUGGUCCUUUUAAUCUCCGUGGAG